AUGAUUGAAGAGAGCAAAAUGGGUGGUGGAAGAUUUGUGGUUGUAUUUUUGCUUUUGGCUUUGAGUACGGUGUCGUUUUGUUUUGCCGACAAUGUGACGUACGAUCACCGGGCAUUGGUGAUCAACGGCAAACGCAGAGUAUUGGUCUCUGGAUCCAUUCAUUACCCUCGGAGCACCCCCGAUAUGUGGCCGGACUUAAUACAGAAAUCAAAACAAGGAGGAUUGGAUGUAAUUGAGACUUAUGUUUUCUGGAAUUUGCAUGAACCAGUUCGAGGCCAGUACAAUUUUGAAGGAAGAAAUGAUUUGGUAAAGUUCGUGAAAUUGGUCGGGGAGGCUGGCUUAUAUGUUCAUCUUCGAAUCGGUCCUUAUGUUUGCGCCGAAUGGAACUAUGGAGGAUUUCCUAUUUGGUUGCAUUUUAUACCCGGAAUUGUGCUUCGAUCUGAUAAUGAGCCGUUCAAGGCUGAAAUGCAGCGAUUUACGGCCAAGAUUGUGGACAUGAUGAAGCAAGAAAAUCUAUAUGCAUCCCAAGGAGGACCCAUUAUUUUGUCUCAGAUUGAAAAUGAAUAUGGCAACAUUGAUUCAGCAUAUCCUAGUGCCAAAACCUACAUAAACUGGGCAGCAAAAAUGGCGAUAUCUUUAGAUACCGGGGUACCGUGGGUGAUGUGCCAACAAAGUGAUGCUCCCGAUCCUAUUAUUAACACGUGCAAUGGGUUCUAUUGUGAUCAAUUCACUCCAAAUUCUAACAAGAAGCCAAAAAUGUGGACGGAGAACUGGAGUGGAUGGUUCUCUGCAUUUGGGGAUGCCGUGCCCUACAGACCAGUGGAAGACCUUGCUUUCGCUGUGGCACGUUUUUACCAGCUAGGUGGAACUUUCCAGAACUAUUACAUGUACCAUGGUGGAACUAACUUUGGCAGGACUUCUGGUGGACCAUUCAUUACGACUACCUAUGAUUAUGAUGCUCCAAUUGAUGAGUAUGGCCUUCUUAGACAGCCUAAAUGGGGUCACUUAAAAGAUGUUCACAAGGCUAUAAAGCUAUGUGAAGAGGCGAUGCUGGCAACUGACCCUAAGACUACUUCACUUGGCUCAAACAUGGAGGCCACUGUAUAUAAAACUGAAUCAGGUCUUUGUGCUGCUUUUCUUGCCAAUUGGGACACAAAAAAAGACGCAAAUGUGAACUUUAAUGGAAAUUCCUAUCACUUGCCUGCUUGGUCUGUGAACAUUUUACCAGACUGCAAGAAUGUUGUACUCAAUACUGCGAAGAUUAACUCUGUGAUUACCCUCUCAAAGUUCAUUAGCCUACCUUCAAAAGAUGAUACUUCUUCUGGUGCAUCCUUCUCGGGUUGGAGUUGGAUUAACGAACCUGUAGGCAUUUCAAGUCAGAGUGCAUUCACGAAAACUGGGCUACUGGAGCAGAUCAAUACUACUGCAGAUAAAAGUGAUUAUCUGUGGUAUUCUAUAAGCAUUGAAAUGAAUCAGAACGAGCAUCUCCUUAAAGAUGGAUCUGGGACAGUACUUCACAUUGAUUCGCUUGGACACACGCUACAUGCUUUUAUCAAUGGGAAGCUUGUAGGGAGUGGAAAAGGGAGCAAUGGAAACCGUAAAGUUUCAAUAGAGGUUCCGGUCAACCUCAUUAAAGGAUCAAACAAAAUUGAUCUCUUGAGUUUGACAGUGGGGCUACAGAACUAUGGAGCCUACUUCGAUACACUGGGAGCAGGAAUCACUGGUCCAGUUCAGUUGAAAGGUUCACAAAAUGGAUCAACUAUUGACCUCUCCUCACAAAAGUGGACGUAUCAGAUUGGCUUGAGAGGUGAAGAGUUAGAUCUGUCUAGUGGAAGCACCUCUCUUUGGGUUUCUCAACCUGCCUUGCCUACUAAUCAACCUCUAAUAUGGUACAAGUCAACUUUUGAUGCUCCUGCUGGAAGUAGUCCGGUUGCAAUAGACUUUACGGGUAUGGGCAAAGGUCAGGCAUGGGUAAAUGGACAAAGCAUUGGUCGUUAUUGGCCAACCAAUAAAGCUUCAAACGGAGGUUGCGCCGACUCCUGCAAUUAUAGAGGAUCUUACAGUUCAAACAAAUGUCUGAGGAAUUGCGGAAAGCCAACUCAGCAGCUCUACCACGUUCCUCGUUCUUGGCUACAGCCCAGUGGUAACGUGCUGGUUUUGUUCGAGGAAACGGGGGGUAAUCCAAAUCAGAUAUCUUUUGCAACUAGAGAAGUAGAAAGUCUAUGCUCACGAAUUUCAGAAAAUCACCCACUUCCAGUCGAUAUGUGGACCUCGGAUGAAGAAGCAAGAAAGAAUGCCGGACCAACUCUGUCAUUAGAAUGUCCUCACCCAGAUCAGGUCAUAUCUUCUAUUAAGUUCGCAAGCUUUGGCACUCCUCGGGGAACAUGUGGAAGUUUUAAUCACGGGCAAUGCAGCAGCAAACAGGCUCUUCCUGUCGUACAGAAGGCUUGCAUUGGAUCAAGAAGCUGCAGCAUUGGAGUCUCAAUCAGUAAGUUUGGUGAUCCAUGUAGAGGGGUUACGAAGAGUUUAGCUGUAGAAGCUUCCUGUGUAUGA
Molecule: messenger RNA, 2553 nt
Organism: Fraxinus pennsylvanica
Lineage: Eukaryota; Viridiplantae; Streptophyta; Magnoliopsida; Lamiales; Oleaceae
Source: the annotation of a GenBank genome assembly